This is a messenger RNA of Penicillium cinerascens, 1629 nucleotides long. RefSeq names its product snoRNA-binding rRNA-processing protein UTP15. Bases 1 to 1629 code for a protein of 542 amino acids. Gene Ontology annotation, molecular function: protein binding. The record is from RefSeq and is a predicted model, not a curated record. Gene Ontology annotation, cellular component: nucleolus. Gene Ontology annotation, biological process: positive regulation of transcription by RNA polymerase I; rRNA processing. The transcript has a single exon. Lineage: Eukaryota; Fungi; Ascomycota; Eurotiomycetes; Eurotiales; Aspergillaceae.
AUGGCGGCGCCCGUCCUGCCUCUGCAGCAGGUCAAGCUCGCCUCGUUGCCCUCAACCCGCCUGACGCCAGAGCAGCAAUACUGGCGCACCUUCAAGAACCCCCUCCUGAUCCCUUCGCCGGCCAAUGGACCUGUCAAUCUUAUCACUCAGCCCUCCGUCCCGUCCUCCGCUGCAGCCUUUCCAUCCCUCACUCAACCCCCGGAUGUCUUCACAGUGACAACUGGUGCCCGGGUCCAGAUCUACUCGAUUCGCACGCGCAAGCUGCUGAGGACAAUUACUCGUUUCGAUGAUACAGUUCGGGCUACGGAUGUCCGGCCGGACGGCCGCGUGCUGGUGACGGGUGACGAUACUGGUACCGUGCAGGUUUUCGACGUUGGUUCGCGCGCAAUCUUGAAGACAUGGAAGGAGCACAAGCAGCCGGUGUGGGUGACCAAAUUCUCGCCUAGCGACCCGACUUCCGUUUUCUCGGCCAGUGACGACCGGACCGUCCGAUUAUGGGAUCUGCCUACGGAAUCAAGUGCGCGUACAUUCGUCGGCCAUACCGACUACGUGCGCAGCGGUGCGUUCAUGCCCGGUUCAAUGGCUUCAUCUGGGCUUUUGGUGUCCGGUUCAUACGAUCGUACUGUACGGAUUUGGGAUCCGCGUGUGGAGAGCCGCGCGGCUAUGACUUUCAAGAUGGCUGCGCCCAUCGAGAGCGUCCUGCCUAUGCCGGCGGGCACAACAGUUCUGGCCGCCGCCGACAACAAGAUCGCAGUACUCGAUGUCGUGGCUGGUAAGCCCCUACACAUGAUCCAAAAUCACCAGAAGACAGUCACUUCACUUGCACUGGCAUCCAACGGCGAGCGCUUGCUCAGUGGUGCGCUCGACGGACACAUGAAGGUCUUUGAGACUACGGGAUGGAAUGCAGUUUCUGGAUCCAAGUACCCUUCGCCCAUUCUGUCGCUCCGCGUCAUCACAUCCGGUAUGGCACACGAGGACAAGCACAUUGCUGUAGGUAUGCAGUCGGGUCUACUCUCUGUUAAGACCCGCCUGUCAGGCCAACAAAAAAUCAAGGAGCGCGAGCGGCGGAAAGAGAUGGCGGCGCUCUUGGAAGGAAAGCUGGAGGAGCACGACCGACAAGUUGCAAAGAAGCAAAAGCAGCGCGGCUCUGGAUGGGACAAGCGGCUGCGUGGCCGCGAUUUCAUCGGAGAGGGAGUGGAUAUUGUGAUUGAGGGGCAGGACAGCAAGCGACGAAAGAAGGAGCAGCCAUGGGAGAAUGACCUUCGCAAGGGACGGUACUCAGUCGCCCUGGAUCAGGUUCUGACAUCGACCGACAAGAAUGCCCAACUCACGCUCCUCACGGCCCUGCGGCACCGCUCGGCCUUGCGGACCUCGCUCAAGGGCCGCGACGAAGUUACUCUUCAGCCCGUGCUGCAAUGGAUUUACAAGCACAUUCGUGAACCCCGCCUGGUCGAUCUCAGUGUGGAGGUCGCCAUGAAUCUGCUCGAUAUCUACUCGGGCAACCUUGGCCAGUCGGCACAGAUCGAUAAGCAGGUUGAGCGGUUGCACCGCCGGGUGCGCGACGAAGUGGAGAUGGCCCAGCACGCCUGCCAGACAAAAGGAAUGCUGGAUAUGUUGAAGGCGAUCUAA